Molecule: messenger RNA, 1092 nt
Organism: Podarcis raffonei (Aeolian wall lizard)
Lineage: Eukaryota; Metazoa; Chordata; Lepidosauria; Squamata; Lacertidae
Gene: PHETA1
Product: PH domain containing endocytic trafficking adaptor 1
Exons: 2
Coding region: 48-854 (268 amino acids)
Biological process (GO): receptor recycling; retrograde transport, endosome to Golgi; endosome organization
Cellular component (GO): early endosome; recycling endosome; trans-Golgi network
Source: RefSeq, a predicted model, not a curated record
UGCAGCCUCCCAGCCUUGAUGACAGAUAUUUACAUGCCUGAGUGAACAUGAAGCUGAACGAGCGGAGCUUGGCCUUCUAUGCCACCUGCGAUGCCCCGGCGGACAACGCCGGCUUCCUCUACAAGAAGGGCGAGAGGAACACGGCCUACCACCGCCGCUGGUUUGUGCUGAGGGGAAACAUGCUCUUCUACUUUGAGGACCGGGAGAGCCGGGAGCCGGUGGGGGUGGUCAUCCUGGAGGGCUGCACAGUGGAGCUGUGCGAGUCCACGGAAGAGUUCGCCUUCGCCAUCCGCUUUGACUGCGCCAAGUCCCGCACCUACGUCCUGGCGGCGGAGAGCCAGGCCGCCAUGGAGCGCUGGGUCAAGGCCCUCUCUCGCGCCAGCUUUGGCUACCUGCGGCUGCUGGUGAGGGAGCUGGAGAAACAGCUGGAGGAAAUGCAGAAGGCCUCUUCCGGCUGCCACCGGGUCCAGCGGAGGGCGCCGCUUUACCGGAAGAACAAAAUGGCGCUGAAUUCACAGGACUUGCUCCCGGAGAAGCCGCCUGUCCCGAUUUGCAUCCCGGCAAAAGAAAAUGGCUGCGCCCUCUGGUACAACUCCGAAGGCCCAACCAGCCUGCCGGCGGGGUACCCCCAAGCCAACUCCUGGGGCACCAGGACCUGUGGGGAGGACAGCUUUGAUGGGGGUCUGAAGCCCCCACCGCUGCCUCCUCGAAGGAGGGCUCUCUCGGGCAAUUCCUGUAGUUCAGAGGGCCCUGGCAGCCCAAGCUGCUUUUCCAGACUCCAUGACUCGUACAGAAGGGAAGUCCUGGAGCUGAGAAGGGCAUGGCUGGAGGGACAAAAGGAUGGAGGGCUCUGAGGAUCUCCUUGGCAGCGGGGGCACCUUGGGAGAGGCCAAUGAAUGGAGACCUUGGCUGCUGUAGAUAACACUCAGCUCCUGGAAACCCUGCGCUCUGCCUGCCGUUGCGCCAGCUCAAAUUUUCCCAUUGCCUUUAAAACCUGGGCCAGUUGCUUUUCCACUCCUGUUCCCCCUCCACACAGUUCCUGGAAAAGACUUGCCAUCCUUUUGCACCUAGAAAGCUUCAGCUUGUUAAUGA